Molecule: messenger RNA, 1551 nt
Organism: Tripterygium wilfordii
Lineage: Eukaryota; Viridiplantae; Streptophyta; Magnoliopsida; Celastrales; Celastraceae
Product: GDSL esterase/lipase At5g03610-like
Exons: 4
Coding region: 262-1326 (354 amino acids)
Molecular function (GO): hydrolase activity, acting on ester bonds
Source: RefSeq, a predicted model, not a curated record
CCGCCGAACCACUGUCCGACAAGCCGACUAUACCACAAAAUCUAAACAGAAAAAAAACACAGAUUACAACUUGGAUCAACAAGAGCGGUCAAACACAUAUUAUUAAAUUAUUAAGGAAAGUGAAACCUAUUUUUAAAGGAAAACUCUUGAUGAGACUUUCCAUUUGAAGCAAUUUACAUGUCAUGUCAUAUAGAAUAAAUCUUGUAGCAAUCCCUUCUUGCUCUUCAUUUUCUCGUUCUUCCACACAAAGAAUUAGCACAAAUGGAGAAGCAAAUAAGCAUCCUCUUCUUGUUUCUUCUCUUCAUCAACUUCAUUCCAAUCUCCACAGGCCAUGAACAAAUGCACGAAACGUCUCACCACCAUGGAUCUUUCAAACUACUUGUUUUUGGAGACUCAUAUGUUGAUACAGGAAAUCUAGAUAAAUCUAGCUUCUCAUGGAUGAAACCUUAUGGGACCACUUUUCCCGGUAAACCAGCUGGUCGAUUCUCCGAUGGCCGUGUUCUCACCGAUUACAUAGCUUCAUUCAUGGGAAUAAAAUCCCCAUUGCCAUACGUUUUGAGAAAAAACAAAACGAAAUCAGAUCUAAAACAGGGGAUGAACUUUGCAUAUGGAGGGAGUGGAGUCUUCAACACAGUGUACAAUGCCACAAACAUGACUAUCCAAAUUGAUUUCUUUCAAAAACUACUUGAAAACCAUUUGUACACCAAACCUGAACUCCGAUCAUCUGUUGCCCUAGUAUCAGUUACCGGCAACGACUAUACUACCUUCAAAGCUGGAAAUGGCAACAAAACUAUUGAGGGGACUAAAGCCUUCACUAGGUCAGUGAUUAACCAGAUGACAGAGAAUAUGAAGAGAAUUGGUGAGUUGGGUUUGAGGAAAAUCAUGGUUACAGGGAUGCAGCCUUAUGGGUGUCUACCUAUAGAAACAUCUGCAAUGUCUGGCUUCAAGAGUUGCAAUGAAACUGAAAAUGAAUGGGCCAAGUUCCACAACAAGUUGUUGAGGAAAGCAGUGGAUAGGAUGAACAGUGAGGGAGGGGGAUUUGUGAUUGGGAUUUUGGAUCUCUACCAAGCAUUCAUGUCAGCAUUCAAGGGAGACUCUCAUUCAGGGGAGUCGGAGAAUCCAUUGAAGCCAUGUUGUGUUGGUGUGAAUGGCAAUAGCAAAUACAGAUGCGGUAGCGUGGACGAGAAAGGAGAAGAGAAGUAUGCUAUCUGCAAUCAUCCCCAUUCAUCCAUCUUUUGGGAUUUGGUACACCCUUCUCAAAAUGGUUGGCAUUCAGUUUAUUUGGCUCUACGACCAGAACUACACAAGCUCAAGCUCAAACUCUAAAACUACUUCUUCAUUCCCUUAUACAAACUCGUGAAAUAAAAUGGUGCCUUAAUUUCCAUCAUCACCAUCUCCAACUCAACUUUGUGAGUGAGCUUUCUUUUAUGUCAAUUUUUUCACCAAAAAGGACAUUUAUAUAUGUUUAAGGACGAAACAUGAAUUCCAACUAUUUACAAACUUAUAUAUUAAUUUGUAUAUUUUUUAAAAGUCAAUAUACAUUUUCAAAUA